ACCGGUUAAGAAAUCCUAAGCUACACAACAAUCACCACCACCACCACAGUCGCGACGGAGUUAAACACCAUUUGAAGAAGAAGAAGAAGACGAUCGGAGAAGAGAAGAGAGAGAGAGAGAGAGAGAGAGAGAGAGAAAGGGUCAAAAGCGUCGAGAAAUCGAAGAUGGGAGGAGGUAUGGAAACGAACAAGAACAAGUUCAUCGAGGAUUGGGGAUCCGCUAGAGAGAACCUCGAGCACAAUUUCCGUUGGACCCGUCGCAACUUCGCUCUCAUCGGAAUCUUCGGCAUCGCUCUCCCUAUCAUUGUAUACAAGGGGAUCGUCAAAGACUUCCAUAUGCAAGAUGAGGAUGCAGGCAGACCCCACAGGAAGUUCCUCUGAGGUUGUUUGCAAGAAGACUCUCUGCAAUAAGUCUCAGCAAUGCGAAAUUCCAAGACGAGGGUGCUUUUGGUUUACAGUUUAAUCAACAUCUCAAGGAUAUAAUUUCUUUUUUGGACAAGUUUGUUAAUGACUACACUUGUUUGCAAAUAAUAAAACUCGAGUUUUCCCUUUA
Camelina sativa (false flax) is the source of this 552-nucleotide messenger RNA. Its product is annotated as neuronal acetylcholine receptor subunit alpha-5. Lineage: Eukaryota; Viridiplantae; Streptophyta; Magnoliopsida; Brassicales; Brassicaceae. Gene Ontology annotation, cellular component: respiratory chain complex I. The record is from RefSeq and is a predicted model, not a curated record.